CCAAUGGCGCUGGCCCUCAUCCUGGGUUGGUGGCUGGUGACAGCGAGCAGGGCCCAGCAUCUGCCCCGACCUACCCUGUCGCUGCACCCCAGCCAGGGGGUGUCCCUGGGGGACAAUGUCACCCUGCGGUGCCACCUGCCCCAGCCAGCUGCCUGGGUCUGGCUGUACAAGGACGGACGUUGGAUACACAGCAAUUACAAGUACAAGGUGCAGGACACUGCAGAGUUCUCCUUCUUGAACACAAAUCGGGAGCAUGCAGGUACAUACUGGUGUCAGUACCAGGAGUCUAUGUUACCAGAGGAAUCAAAGAGUGAUCCUGUGGAGCUGGUGCUGACAGAUCACAGAUUCCCUCCACCCAGCAUUUCCCUGAGCCCUGAGGAAUGUGUGGAGACAGGGACCAAUGUCACCAUCCAGUGCUGGAAUAGGGACUAUGGGGCCGCCUUCCUCCUGCACAAGGAUGGGAGCUCAGCCCCCAUCCAACACCAGGACUCCAAUGUGGUGGGCACAGCCACCGUCACCAUCUUUGGGGUGACCCCAGCUGACA
Molecule: messenger RNA, 544 nt
Organism: Phasianus colchicus (ring-necked pheasant)
Lineage: Eukaryota; Metazoa; Chordata; Aves; Galliformes; Phasianidae
Source: RefSeq, a predicted model, not a curated record